UCAACCUACAUUUUUGACUUGGUCUGUCCAAAAGUUGAUUACUAGAUGUCAGACAAACACUAAGACAAAAACUCACCAGCCUCGGCGAUGUUCGUGAAAAAUUGAGUUUUGGCCGUGAACGCACCACAAGCACCAACCACUAUAAGAGAAGCCAACUACACUGGAAGGCAUUGAACGCAACACACGGAAAUCCCAAGAAGAAGUCCAAAGUCCGGCUAAGUUGUAAAAUGGAGCCGAGGCAGGCUGUGAACAAAGUGGCCCUGCUGGUCGGCGGAGCUGCCGUCGCCGUGGCGGCUUUGGGCCUGGGAUAUAAAUACUCCCGGAAGCCGGAGGAGCUCGUCCGCGUGGGUGUCGUGUCGCAGCUCCUCGUCCACCCGCUCAAGUCCGGCAAGGCGGUGUCGGUGCCGCUGGCCGAGUGCCUCAAAAUGGGCCUCAAGUGCGGACAGAUGCAGGACCGACACUGGAUGGUGGUGAAGGACGACGGUCACAUGGUGACAGGCCGCCAGGAGCCUCGUCUUGUUCUGGUGUCCCUGACCUGCGAGAGAGGCUCCGUCUGCUUGAACGGUCCCAACAUGACGGAGCUGCGUUUCCCCGUCCAGCAGCCGGACAACCCCGUGGUAAACUGCAGAGUGUUUGGCACCGACGUUCAGGGGCGGGACUGCGGCGAUGAAGCGUCUCGUUGGUUGGUUGACUUCCUGGGCGCCGAGAAGACUUUUCGCUUGGUGCACUUUGAAGCCAACAUGAGGGCCAGGAAGGCUGCGAACAUGGAGCCUCUCUUCUCUCCAAAUGAGGAGGUGGCGUACCCUGACUGCGGGCCGGUGAUGCUGUUGUCCCAGGCCUCCGUCAAGGAUCUGAGCAGCAAGUUGGACAAGGAAGUCACCGUGGAGCGAUUCCGUCCAAACAUCGUCAUCAGCGACUGUGAGGCCUUCGCUGAGGAUUCAUGGGAAGAGCUCCAGAUUGGCAGCGUACGACUGCGGCGUGUGAUGUCAUGCGGGAGGUGUGUCUUCACCACAGUUGACCCGGAAACUGGAAUCAUCAGCAGAAAAGAACCUUUGGAAACACUGAAAAGCUACCGACAGUGCAGUCCCAAAGAGAAGCACAUCUACAAGUCAGACCCGCUGUUUGGACAGCUGCACAGCGUGAAGAGGACGGGCGUCCUGCAGGUUGGCGACGACGUGUACCAGAUCCGCCGCUGACAGAGCAGGAAGGUGCAUCUUUCUCAAAAGCAUCCAACUAACAUCGGAUACAAAGUUGUCAUUAAAGCUUGUCGUUUCACAAUUUAUUACAAAUAUGUAUUUUCAUCAAUAAU
Messenger RNA from Entelurus aequoreus (snake pipefish), 1309 nucleotides. RefSeq names its product mitochondrial amidoxime reducing component 1 (gene marc1). Gene Ontology annotation, molecular function: nitrate reductase activity; molybdenum ion binding; molybdopterin cofactor binding. Gene Ontology annotation, cellular component: mitochondrial inner membrane. Gene Ontology annotation, biological process: nitrate metabolic process. The transcript has 7 exons. The record is from RefSeq and is a predicted model, not a curated record. The coding region runs from base 228 to 1196 and encodes 322 amino acids. Lineage: Eukaryota; Metazoa; Chordata; Actinopteri; Syngnathiformes; Syngnathidae.